This is a messenger RNA of Eriocheir sinensis (Chinese mitten crab), 5926 nucleotides long. RefSeq lists its product as uncharacterized. Gene Ontology annotation, molecular function: protein binding. Bases 1086 to 5795 code for a protein of 1569 amino acids. Lineage: Eukaryota; Metazoa; Arthropoda; Malacostraca; Decapoda; Varunidae. The record is from RefSeq and is a predicted model, not a curated record. The transcript is spliced from 14 exons.
AGAGAGAAAGGGAAGAUAAAACAAACAGAUAAAAAAAUAAUGAGAUAAACUGAUUUGGAAAGACAGAAGCGAGAAAACAAACAAACAAACAAACAAACAAUACUUAAAAUACGAAAAAAAUAAAGUUGAAAAAAAAAGGAAAAGCAGAGAACGUGUGUGCGUGCGUGUGUGUGUGUGUGUGUGUGUUAUUGUGUUUGUGCGUUCGUGUGUGUGUUUUAAAUCUACAUUAAAAAAACACAAAUUAAAGCACAUCGUUCUUGUUUGUGUGUUCGUUCGUUUGUGCGUGUGUGUGUUUGUGUGUUUGUGAAGAACGGGAAAAAAAUAUCUUUGACAAACAAGUAUAAAAAAAACACAGACGAGAAAUAAACAAAUAAACAAAUAAACAAGAAAACAGAUUAAUACGAAAAAAGUAAUCAAAACAAACCAAGUAGACAAAUAAAACAAGGAAUAGAAAACAAAAAGAAAAUAUAAGAAAACAAAAGCAACAAUAAUCAAAACAAACAAGACAAAUAUAUAAGAAAAUAAACAAAAAACGAAGAUAAAAAAACAAGGAAGACAAAAUAUUAGAAGAAAACAACAAAUAAAAACAAACAAGACAAACAAAAUAAUCAAAACAAACAAGAAAAUAACAAAAAAAAGAUAAUUAAACAAGGAAAACAAAAUAUUACAAGAAAACAACAAACAAGACAAACAAAAUAAUCAAAACAAACAAGAAAAUAACAAAAAACAACGAUAAUUAAACAAGGAAGACAAAAUAUUAGAAGAAAACAACAAACAAGACAAACAAUAACCAAAACAAACAAGAAAACAAACAUGAAGAGCAAGAAAGAAGAAUUAGAAGGAAGAGAAACAUAAAUCUUCCUCCUUCUCUUCUUUUCCUCCUCCUUUCCUUCCUUCUUUUCUCUCCUUCCUUCCUUCCAUCCUUCCCUCCAUUCCUCUUCCUAUCUUCCUCUUCUUCUUCUUUACACCCCUUCCAUUUUUUUUAUUAAUUUCUCUCCUUCAUCCAUUCCUCUCUUCCUCCUUUCCUCUUUCUUCUCUCCUCCUCCUCCUCCUCCUCCUCCUCUUCGAUAUUUUUUUCGUCCAAGAUGGAGUUUGUUAAAGGACAUCACCACCACCACCACCACCACGGCAGCCUCCUCGCCCUCCUCGGCCUCCUCCUCCUCUCCCUCUCCCUCGUCGCCUCCGGGCCCCUGAACAGCAUGAACGGCGAUCUUUGCGGGACGAUGGACGGCCGCAAGUUCUAUCUGGAGGCUGACACACAAGCAAAGGUCACCGCUAUCAACGUCACUUUGCCCCUCUACCCCCGCCUCGCCGCCCCCUCCGCCCCCGUCAAAUUAGCACCCCUACCUUUCAAUCUCCUCCCCCAGCACUAUUAUAGAGAGGCGAACACGAACACAAUAAAAUCCACGGAUCCCUUCACCCACAAGAACCAAACCCAACCCCCAACCAUCGCAACCACCACCACCACCACUACCACCACCACCACCGCCUCCGCCCCAGCCCCGGCCACCCCCCCCUCCCCCACCCAUCCCGGCGCGGCCCAGGAGGAGGAGGAGGGGGAGGGGGUGGGCGUGGCCUCCCUCAGCGAGCCGUUUAGGUGUAGCACAGAGUUCCGCACGUGCCCGGAGUGUCACCUGGAGUUCACCUUCUCAGCGGUCAACCUCCCCUCCUGCUCCCAAGACAAGUCCUGCAGGUGUGACUACCUGCGGGUGCGGGAGCCCCCGUACACGGGUGGGAGCGGCGGGCGGGACAUCUGCUCCACGGGCGGUCCCGCGCCCCCCGCCUUCGCCACCCAGACCCGCGAGGUGACGCUGGACUUCCUCUACGCCAGCAGGCACGCCCACGCCUUCACGCUCACCGUCACCGCCAGGCGCAACCAGUACCACAUCACAGGCCAGGCCAACGUGACCCAGGGCUAUAUCAGCUCGCCCUUCUUCCCGGAGCUGUACCCCAAGACCCACUGGAUGGAGUACAGGCUCCAGGCAAACAGCGACGACACGCGCAUCAAGCUAAACUUCGUGGACUUCCUUCUCUCGCCGUGGAGUUACGUGGAGGUAGAGGACACGAACAAGACCCGCGUAGGUGUGUUCAGCGGGAGUGUCUUCCGCCCGCCUGUGUUGGUGAGCUCCGGCCCGCAUAUCACGGUCAGGUUCAGCGGGAAUGGCGAGACGGCGCGUGGCUUCAACUUGCGGUACUCCUUCGUUACGGCAGGUUCUCUACAAAGCUUAGCGGCAAGCACAGACUGCGGCGGGUUCGUCACCAACUUCGGGGGGACGAUAACGAUGAUGAACAUGGCGUCAGGCAAGAGGAACUUCACCGUCUACGAUUGCGUAUGGCUCUUCCAACCCCCGAGGAAUUACGCCUUCAAAUCCCACUUGUCCAUACGCCUCGUGCAGUUCCAAGACGUGGUGCCCGGCUCGUCCGUGGAGGUGCGCCAGGGACUCACAAGCCGCGAUUACCAGGUGGAGGAGGUGCUGGGGGGCGCGGGGGGGCGGCGGGGGGAGGAGCACUUGGCGGCGGCGGACACAGGGUUCUAUGUUCGCCUCCGCGGGGGAUUCACGGAGAAAUCCAAGAUGGCGCUCGUCUACACCUCCUUCAGCUACCUGGGCAACUGCUACCCCGUGACGGAUUUCCUUUGCCACAACCAUCGCUGUAUACCCAAGAUGCUACGAUGUGACGGCUUCGACCACUGCGGGGACGGGAGUGACGAGCCUGCCUCUUGCUAUGUGGGGCCAGGGAACAAGUCUCUCACCCCCGAGGACGCUGCUUGGUGGUAUCAGAACACCCCCAAUUACUAUUUCCCGCAAAAGGACAAUAUUAUGCUUAGCGACCCACAUGGCUGGUCUAGUCUGCUGCUGUUUCUGACGCUGCUAGCCCUGGUCCUCAUCAUGUUCGGCCUGCUGUCCUACAUGUUCCGCGCGGGGGUGCAGGCCGGGGGGGGCGGCAACGGAGGGGGCGAGCGGGGGGCAGGACACCGGGACAGGAGAGGGGUCAACAGCAGCAGGAAUGCCUCCCUCUCUGACGGCGUUGAGAUUUUUGACGCCGCCGCCGACGACCCGCCGCUGUACGAGCCGCCCCCAGACUACGAGGAGGUGGUCAAGCUCAUCCUCUCGGGGAACAACCUCAAGCUGGUGCGUCGGCCCGGCGGCGUGACGGCCUGGGUGCCGGACAAGAGCGUGGAGGGCGUGGGCGGUAUGGGCGGCGGCGCGGAGCACACCACGCCCACGGGCAGGCCGCAGCGAACCCGCCACGCCUCGUUGGACCUGGAGCGCGGCGUGGAGGUGGUGCUGUGGGACGCCAACGGCUACCCCCGCCCCCCCAGGCGCGGCGCCCCUGAAGCCUCAGGCGCCUUCACCGCCACCACUGCUGCCGCCGCCACCGCCUCCACCGCCGCCUCCGCUGGCCGGCCCCGCAUGGCGUCCUUCGCCAUUCCCGGCCACGUGCGGCGCUCCUCGCUGCCCGCAGCGCCGCUGCCGGAGAUCGUGCGCGCCCACGUUCAGGGUCACGGGGUCAGCAUGGCCCCGGAGACCAUCACAGAGGCCCCCGAAGGCCUUGACUCUCCCAUGCCGGGGCGCAGCGCAACCCCGGCGCGCGUGGCGGCGCUGCGCGGCAUCCAGCCCGCCGUCAGCUCCCCGACGCUGUCCGUCCGAUCCUUCGCCGAGGACUCAUCGGCGCCGUCCACGCCGGGGCGCGGCACCCCCGGCCCCCGCAGGGCCUCACGCAGUGGGGCGGGGCGUGCCAGCCGCAUGAACAAGCGGGGCCGCCGCCGCAAGAGCCACACGCCGCGGCCGCGGGAUGGGACGCGCCGCGGCUCUCGGGACGACGACGCCGCGCCGCCCUCCUACGAGGACGCCAUGCAGGCCAGCCGCGGCCCCACGCCCGCCCUCGCCGCCACGCCCACGCCCGCCCCUGACUCCAUCCCCGGCCCCUCGACCUCCACAGCGACCGCUGACAACCCAUCCGCCCCCGCCGCCCCCGCCGCCAGCCUGGUGAGCGAGAGCACGCAGACCAGCCUGGACCAGGACGACGCGGCGCCCACCGAGCGCCUGCGCGCCGCGCGGGAACUCUUCCGCCGCAUGGCGCGGGAGGACGAGGGCGUGGCAAUCGCGGAGUCCCCCGUGCCCCGCCCCGCCUCGGCCCCCGCCCACGCCCCGGCAGCCCCAACCGCCCCCGCCCCCGCGCCGCGCCCCUCUGUGCGCGCCCCCGCCCGCCGCAGCCUGCCGCCGCACCACAGCGGCACCAUCUCCCGCGGCACCGUCAAGGCGCGCACCGCCAUGCUGCUUCGGGCGCGUGCCGCCGCCGCCGCCGCCGGCCCCGCGGGGGAGUGUGGCUGCAGCGGCGCGUGCUCCUGCGCGCACUUCCGGGAGAACAGCGUGCGGCGCGGCGAGGCCGUGAGCUCCCGCGUCAGCUACUACCUGGCGGUGCAGGAGGCGGCCAGCCCCGAGGGUGCCCCACCCCGCCCCGUACCCGGCCCCAAGAAGCGGCGCCUCGCCAGGAACAGGUGCCCCCUGCCCGGCCCCGACCAGCCAGACCCGCACCACAGCCCUCACCCCUGCUCCCAGCCCAGCCCCCAGCCCAACCCCGAGCCCAGCCCCCAGCCCAGCUCCCGCCCCAGCCCUCAGCCCCAACCCCGCCAGCAAGCGGCGCCCCUCUCCCCGGAGCCAAGUGAGGAUGAUCAGGAGCAGCCCCAGCCCAGGGCCAGCCCCGUGGAGGACCCGCGGGGCGUGCUGCCCAGCAUCAGGAACAGAGUCCUGCAAUACGACGACCUGACCCGCAGCACCGCCCCGCCCCCCCCGCCCCAUGCCAGCCCCGGCACCCCCAGCCCCGGCCGGCACCCUGCCACGCCCCUCUCCGCCUCGCCCAGCCCCGCCACCCCUCCGCCCGUGGUGCUGGACAGCCCCGUGCGCCCCGGCCUGGUGCGAGACGCGCGCUGCAAGAUCCUGACGGCGCUGCGGCAGGAGGCGGAGGCCCCGCGCGUGCCCUACGUCCGCCUGAUGAGCGAGGAGGGGGAGGCGCCCCUCUCGCCGCCCCCCCUCAGGGAGGACGAGGCCAAGAGCCUCGAGCAGUGGGACUCCUACCUCACGGGGCGCCCCGCCGCCCAGCCUCAGGGGCCGCCGCCCCCGCCCCAGCCCCGCCCCAGGGACGGUCUCAGGCUGAAGCUGAACAACAAAUGCCGCCCCGGCACGUCGGGUCAGGCACCCCGGCGGCCGCGGCGGGAGGAGAGGAGGGAGGAGGUGAAAGGAGAGGAGGAGGAGGAGGAGGAGGAGGAGGGAGAUAAGAUGAACGAUGCGGAGGACGACAAGAAGGAGAACGAUGACGCCGGGGCUGCUGCUGCUGCUGCUGAUGAUGAUGAUGAUUAUGAUGAUGAUGAUGAGGAGGAGGAGGAGGAGGAGGAGGAGGAGCAGGAGGAGGAGGAUGAACAGCGUGGCGGCGGUGAAGACGGUGACGAGGACGCUUCAGGUGACGACGAGGACGACGACGUGUUGAUGCAGGUGACCACCCUGGACGGGUCGUUCCGGGGGGAGUCGCCCCCCACCUCCCCCGAGCCCUGGCCCCCCCGCCUCGACGACACCCUCAACGAGACGCUGCCCUCCGACGACGACGACCACGCGACCCCCGCCCCCCGCGCCGCCCCGCCCCGCGUCAAGGUGCCCGUGCCCAGCCCCCGCGGCUCCAAGAUGAUGCCCCGCCCCGCCCCGCCGCCGCUCCGCCCCGGACACCUCAGCCCCGAGAUGGUCAACUCCGGCAUCCUGCCACCCCCGGAGGGUCGCCAGCCCCGCUGGGACUACAUCUGAGCCCCCCCCCAGGCACCCCGCCCCGUCCAACCCCGUCAGACAGCGUCCAGCCCCGUCCAGCCCCGACAGGCACCUCAGCCCGAGCCUGAGGCGCCCACACCGAAUGCUGUGCCAGUAACUGCUACUACUAC